AUGUUAUCUAGAUACUUGGUGGGAUUCCUUCUGGCUGCCUCUGCGCUAGCCUCUCCCAAAUACACUUAUAAAAGAGCUAUUGAAAAACGUGCAAGCCCAAAAGUCGAGGGAUACACUAAGCGAGAAACAUCCCAGAUUCAUGAUGCAUUUGGAGAUGCUAUGAAAAUCGCAAAAUCCGUUCUGACUACAAAAGCCGAUAUUGUCGACCCUAUUUUCAACAAAUACUUCCUUCCAUCGCAUCGCAAAGAUGUAUUUGACGUCUUCGAAAAGAUUACUGGUGGAGAAUCCGCAGGAUAUUCCGGCAAUUCUAUUCUAAAUCAGAUGACUAUUGUCGCUGAUUAUGAAAAAGAUGGUGAAUAUGCUUGCGAUGGCAGUGCUGAUGCAGAGCUACGUGAUUGGGAAACUAAAAGCCCUAAAUUGGUGCUUUGUGAGUACGGGUUUUUGUAUGGUGGAAUUGAUAAAGGAUAUCCCAAAUUUGGCGAUGAGCCUGAAGUGGAUUCUAUAACUUGCAGCAGUAUUCGAAAAAGUGGGAAUAAAAUAUACUCAUUGGAAGACGUUGGUGGCGCCUCCAUUGAGUAA
Molecule: messenger RNA, 579 nt
Organism: Penicillium taxi
Lineage: Eukaryota; Fungi; Ascomycota; Eurotiomycetes; Eurotiales; Aspergillaceae
Exons: 3
Coding region: 1-579 (192 amino acids)
Source: RefSeq, a predicted model, not a curated record